UUAAUCAUCUCAAUUUCACACUCUUCAAUGUCACGCCAUUCACAUAUAAUCACGUAAAUAUAUAUAUACGUAAUUAUCCGCUCAGGGAUAAUCACUAAUACCAACUAUAGUUCACACAAGAAAAUCGUGAAAUUCAUUUUGUAUAAUUAAAAUCAUUUUACUUACCUAUGGACCGUAAUUGAUCAAGUCCAUAUGAUUUUAAAACAAAUAUUUAUUCCAUAAAUAUUUUCACGCAAUUACGACAAAAUAAGGUAAUUAAAUUUAUUCGGUUCGUAAUAUGAACCACGUGAGGUUUACUCACCUCUAAAUUCCCGCUGCGUCUUCUUAACAGCUCAAAAUACAAUUUCACGAAUCGUCCGCCAAAUCAAACCGUCGAUCACCUAAUCAAACAUGACCUUAACUUAGCAAAUAACUCAAAAACAUAAUCAAACGACAAUCCAACGGUCGGAUUGAAAUUAAAUGAUGAUCCAACGGUCGGAUCCUCACGGAUCGCCUUCCUAAUCACUGUUUUGCAUUUAUACGAAGAUCCAACGGUCGGAUCUUCGCCCAUGACUACACAAAGCCACUGGGACUGUCAUAAGAUCAUCAUAUCAAAACUACAAGUCCAUCUGACGGUACUAACUUCACAGAUCACAAAUCUAACGAUCGAAAUCGAUCUAAACUUAAAAAUUCAUAACUUAAUCAUACGAUAUCCAAAAAUUGCGUAUAAUAUAUCGAAAUGAUCGUAUUGAAAUAUAGAAUCUGAAAAUGUACAGAAACCAUAUUUUUGAUCCCCGGAGGUGGCCGGAAAGGGCCGCCGGAGUUAGUGGCAGAGCCGCCGCCGACCACCACCAAUGGUGUCGGGGCCGGGCUGCUCUUCUUCCUCUCAUCAUGCUUGACAACUUUCAUAACUAGCACGAAGUCUGAAAAUGACCGGAAGGGGUCGAAAAUUACCUUGAACAGUAUGAAGGUGGCCGGAAUUUUCCAGAAACCGGCGAGAAACUGCAGAAAACGGCGAGCUCCAAUUCGACGUAAAAACGUCAAUUUAAGGCUUCGAUUCCUUCUGAAGAGUUGUUAAGAAACUCAAGAAGAACUCACUGGUUCAAGAAUCACAGAAAAAUAUGGUCUGUAGCUCGAGAUAUACCGAUCGAAAGCUUCGGUGGUCGGAAAAAUUCCAGAAUUUUGCAGAAUCCGGCAAGGCUUGAUUUCGACGUCAAAACUUCAAUUUCAGGCUUCGAUUCCUUCUAGAGAGUUGUUAAGAAACUCAAGGUGAGUUUACCAGUUUAAGAAUCACUCAAAACGAUGCACUACAACUCGAGAUAUACCUAUCAAAAGCUUCGGUGGUGGUGGAAAAUUUCCAGAAUCCGGCGAGCUCCAAAAUCGACGUGAAAAUUACAACCUCACGCCUCGAUCCCUUCUGGAGAAUUGUUCAGAACUUCCUUAUGAACUCAACAAGCCAAGAAUCACAAGAAACGAUCGUGUAUAGCUCGAGAUAUCUUGAUCCGAAGGUUGGUUGUUCGAUCCGCACGGGUCGAGCUCCGACGAACGUGAAAACGUUCGAUCCAGUUCCGAUCCUUCUUGGUGCUUGUAUAGGAAGAUGAGGCGAGCUCAAUGAGCCAAGAAUCAAGUGAAAUGGUGCUCUGUAGCUCGAGAUAUCGAGUUUGGAACGAAAACGAGCUAAACCGGACUCGGGGUCGCCGCCGUCGCUGCCGGCCGUGCCGCCGCGCAAGGUUACCUCCGGUAGCUGCGCAAGGUCGAGGCGAAGCCGUGGAAGGUGGUCUGAGGUUGUUUGGUGGUCUGUGGUGGACGGUGCAGCACGAUGAACAAAGCUCUGUUUUGUUUCUUCGACUGUGACGAGAGGAAACGAGAGAGAGAACGAGAGAGAAAUAGAGAGGAAAGGAAUUAAGUUUCUGCUGUCGGUCGAUCGAGUGUCGGCAACAAUUCAUAGUGCUCUAAUCGACAAUCAUCAUGAAAGGUAAAGAAUGAAAUGAUCAUGUUCCUUGCUUUUGAUUAAUUAUAAAAAUCCGGUUAUUACAAGUAUAUAAGUUGGAAUGAAAACUCAAGAACACAAAACUCAAAUCGGCACUAUUUGGCGGGACUGCUCUGCUCCAUGCGUACUCUGUUAAAGCCACUACUAGCACAAAACCCAUGUUACAUCUUAGACUAUGCACCAAUUUUCCAGUCCUUAACUGGCCAAAACUUGUUGAAGCUAGGCCAACAGGUCCACAACCAUAUGGUCCUGCGUGGCCUCGAACCCAAUGCCUAUCUUGGCGCCAAAAUGGUUGCAAUGUACGCCAGCUCUGGUGAUCUUGACUCAGCUGUAAAUGUGUUUCAUAGAGUGAAGUACCCAUCUCCACUUUUGUAUAAUUCGAUUAUUCGGGCUUAUACUCUUCAUGGUUACUCUGCGAGAACUAUGGAAAUUUAUGGUCAGAUGCAGUGUUUAGGCCUAAAGGGUGAUCAUUUUACCUACCCUUUUGUGCUCAAGUGUUGUGCAGAGUUGUCGAAGAUUUGGAUAGGGAAAUGUGUUCAUGGGCUGAGCUUGAGAACUGGGUUGGAGUCUGAUAUGUAUGUUGGGACUUCUUUGAUUGACAUGUAUGUGAAAUGUUGUGAGAUGGGGAGUGCACGUAAGCUGUUCGAUGAAAUGUCUGUGAGAGACGUUUCGUCGUGGAAUGCGUUGAUUGCCGGGUACAUGAGAGAGGGUGAGAUUUGUUCUGCUGAGGAGUUGUUUGGACAAAUGAGGUGCAAGAAUAUUGUGUCUUGGACUGCUAUGAUAUCGGGGUAUGCGCAGAAUGGGCUGGCUGAGCAGGCAUUGAGUGUGUUUGAUGAGAUGUUGAAGAAAGAUUCGGAGGUUAAGCCGAAUUGGGUGACGGUAAUGAGUGUUCUUCCUGCAUGUGCACAUUCGGCUGCGCUAGAGCGGGGGAGGAAGAUUCACAAGUUUGCUAGCGGGAUUGGUUUGGACUCGAAUGCUUCCAUACAGACCGCGCUGGUAGCUAUGUAUGCUAAAUGUGGGAGCCUUUCUGAUGCUCGUCAGUGUUUUGAUAGGAUUCGUGGAAGCGAGAAGAAUUUGGUUGUAUGGAAUACUAUGAUCACUGCUUAUGCAUCCCAUGCACGCGGAUCAGAAGCUGUGUCCACUUUUGAGGACAUGGUGAGAGCCGGUGUUCAACCUGAUCAUAUAACAUUCACUGGAUUGUUAUCUGGAUGCAGUCAUUCAGGGCUUGUUGAUGUUGGCUUGAAAUACUUCGAUGGCAUGGAGACAAUAUACUCUGUUGAACCAAGAGUUGAACAUUAUGCUUGUGUUGUUGAUCUAUUGGGUCGUGCAGGGCAAUUGAUGGAAGCAAUGGAUGUCGUAGAUAAAAUGCCAAUGCAAGCAGGGCCAAGCAUUUGGGGUGCACUGUUAUCAGCUUGUCGAAACCACCCAAACUUGGAAAUUGCCGAAACUGCAGCCAGAAAUCUCUUCAUUUUGGAACCAGACAACAGUGGCAACUAUGUCCUGCUAUCUAAUAUAUAUGCUGAAGCUGGCAUGUGGAAGGAGGUGGACAAAUUGAGAAUUCUAUUAAAAUCUCAAGGGAUGAAGAAGAGCCCUGGAGGCAGUUGGAUAGAGGUCAAUGGGAAAGCCCAUCUGUUUCUUGGUGGAGAUACAUCUCACUCUCAAGCAAAUGAAAUUUACAUGUUACUGGAGGAGUUACCGAAAAGGAUGAAGGCAGCUGGUUAUGUACCUGACACUAGGUUUGCUUUGCAUGAUGUUAGUGAAGAGGAGAAAGAACAUAACCUUACAACCCACAGUGAAAAGCUUGCCAUUGCCUUUGGACUUCUUAAUACCGAUCCUGGAGCAGUUCUUCGUGUGACAAAGAACCUUAGAAUUUGUGGAGAUUGUCAUACAGCCACCAAGUUCAUAUCUAGAAUCUAUGGGAGGGAGAUUAUCGUAAGAGACGUGAAUCGAUUCCAUCACUUUAAAGAUGGGCACUGUUCAUGUGGAGAUUAUUGGUAACAAAAAGGAGCCUUCCACAUGAAUCAGAAUGUGUGAAAACGUUUGAAAGAUGUCAUUAACCGCAUUCAGAUGGAUAUAACAAAUCCCCAGCGACACAUCCUGCUUCGACAAUGUUGCCAAAGGAAGAACUAGAGCCAGGUUCGAAGCUAUAUUACGAUGUUAAUGACUGCAACAAGCUGAUCAUUCUGGCUUCAGAACUGGAAGACAUUCAUGAACCUUUAGAAGCUGAUGCAAACCAUGGUUUGAUCGGCAGAGAGGAAGCUCUUGUUUGCUCGUUGUUUUCUAACUGACAUCCCAGAAAUCCUCAAAGACCAUGAAUUUUAGCUAAUUUGAAAUGGUGGUGGCAGUAUCCGAGUUGGGUCAUUCAAGUUCGAGUGACAUAUUCAGCCUUGUUUUGCGAAGUAUAAGAUUUUUGAUGGGUAAGACGAAAUAGAAGAAUGCUUGAGUUGCUGGAGGUGGUACAACUCCUGUGAGCUAAGGUUAGAUUCUGGUCCAUUUUAUGGGCCUUACUUUGAUUGUAAUUUUAUUUGACAUAAAUAAAGCUUUUAUUCUCAUCAGCAAAAGC
Rosa rugosa (rugosa rose) is the source of this 4532-nucleotide messenger RNA. RefSeq names its product pentatricopeptide repeat-containing protein CRR2, chloroplastic-like. The coding region runs from base 2090 to 3967 and encodes 625 amino acids. NCBI's taxonomy places the organism in Eukaryota, Viridiplantae, Streptophyta, Magnoliopsida, Rosales, Rosaceae. The record is from RefSeq and is a predicted model, not a curated record. Gene Ontology annotation, molecular function: RNA binding; zinc ion binding; protein binding. Gene Ontology annotation, biological process: RNA modification. The transcript has a single exon.